Molecule: messenger RNA, 291 nt
Organism: Anisakis simplex (herring worm)
Lineage: Eukaryota; Metazoa; Nematoda; Chromadorea; Rhabditida; Anisakidae
Source: the annotation of a GenBank genome assembly
CGAUUAUCGCGUCAUUCGGCGUGUGCUGGUGACGCGCGAGAGAGGGAGGGCGGUGGCACUCCGCAAGGGACACCGAGGUCGUUGGACGACUACAAUCAGGGACUGCUGGCGGACGCGCGCGUGUGUGGUGUGUGGGCGGAGCUAGUUGUACGCCCUCAGAGCGUUGUCGGAGACGGUGAUGGCAUAGUGACGAUGAGACACUGGACGCAAGCACUAGCGCAAGCCACGCCCACACGUCGCGUGCGCUGCACGCGCGCGCGACGUCAACCAGUUGUUGAGAGAAUUCAAUAG